Messenger RNA from Oryza sativa Japonica Group (Japanese rice), 847 nucleotides. Its product is annotated as basic blue protein. Gene Ontology annotation, cellular component: plasma membrane. Gene Ontology annotation, molecular function: electron transfer activity. Lineage: Eukaryota; Viridiplantae; Streptophyta; Magnoliopsida; Poales; Poaceae. The record is from RefSeq and is a predicted model, not a curated record.
AAUCACAACACAAUAACAUCCACCACAAAGCUAAUUAAGCUAGUCGUAACAAACAAGCUAAUAUAUGUCCACUGAACCAUAUUAAUUCCAGUGAUUAAUCUCUUCUCCAUCUCUGCCCUGCACCCUCGCCUCUGUUCGACAGGAUGCCACCGUCGCCGCCGCUGCAGCUCGUCGCCCUGCUCCUCCUCUCUCUGCUCCUCCGAUCCGCCACCGCGGCCGAGUACACCGUCGGCGAUGGCCCCUGGGACACCGGCACCAACUACGCCACCUGGUCCGACAAGCACGCCUUCCUCGCCGGCGACAUCCUAGUGUUCCAGUACGUGAGGAGCCAGCACAACGUGCUCCAGGUGACGGAGGCCACCUACCGGUCGUGCGACACCGGCGGCGGCGGCGUCGCCGGCGUGAUCAAGAGCUACGACACCGGCUACGACAGGGUGCAGCUCACGGAGCCUAACGCCACCUACUGGUUCAUCUGCGACUUCCCCGGCCACUGCCUCGGAGGGAUGAGGCUCGCCGUCAAAGUCGCCGCCGCCGCCGCCGGUGGCGGCGGCGGCGGCGAGGGAGCCCGCCGCCCAGCGGCGUCCCCUUGCAUCCGCCGGCCGCCAGCGGCGCGGGGCGGAGCCAAUGGCCGGCGUGGGGGUUGACUCUCGCCGUCCUCCUCGUCGUCUUCCAUUAUUGUAUUAUUAUUUUUUGAGCUUGAUGGUUUUGUUUUUUUCCGGAGAAAAUUUAGAGACUUUGUUCGUUUGAUUUGGGUGGGUUGAUUUGUUCAACGAAUUGUUCCCUACAAGCUGGUGAUUCAACUGGUAAACAAAAUAAUUAACUAUUGUCCAAUUGAUUGAUUUUUAAA